CGGGCCAUGAUCAAGGUGAAGUACCAGAUUAAAGGAACCGACAAGGCAUCUGUGUUUAUCAGCUGUAUGUCAGAGACUAUCAGGGUGCUCACUGCAAGUUGCGAUUCCACAGAGUACAAGCGCAGACUCACAGAACUGAAGCAGGCAGAAGAGCUGCUGUACCAGGCUACCAAUCCAGUCGAAGUACCGAAUGGACAAACUCUGAACGAGAUCAGAGCACUCAAACGGCUCCGUAAGACAGACUGUGCGUACGCGCCGCAGUUCCUAGACAACACCGCAGAUUGGCUCAUGCCAGGUAUCUACAAGGAAGGCAUGGUCGGGGGGUUUGUGGUGUUCAUUCUAAUGGCAAGAGUGCCCCGGGAUGAGGCGGAUGUCGUGGCUUUCUGGAACCGGAGUAAAGAGGAGAGGGAUGAGAUUAGGAAGGCUUUCAAGACGGCACUCCUAUGAGCGAUGCUGACUUUGCGUGGCCCGGAUGUAUGCUAAUAUGUUUGCAGCGAACUUUAGAGCCGUGGAAUUGAUCCUAAAGACUAUGUCUUGCGCAAUCUCAUGUGGGACGAGCAAACCCGAAAGUGCUACAUUGUCGACUUCGAAGACUACGCAAACCUGAUUUCUCCCAUGGAUGAAGAAGAUCGACAAUGUUACCCUCGAUGGCAGAGCUGGCGAAUAUCAGAAAAGUUUA
This is a messenger RNA of Macroventuria anomochaeta, 679 nucleotides long. RefSeq lists its product as uncharacterized. Lineage: Eukaryota; Fungi; Ascomycota; Dothideomycetes; Pleosporales; Didymellaceae. The transcript is spliced from 3 exons. The coding region runs from base 7 to 447 and encodes 146 amino acids. The record is from RefSeq and is a predicted model, not a curated record.